Jaculus jaculus (lesser Egyptian jerboa) is the source of this 2955-nucleotide messenger RNA. It is a transcript of the gene Zfand2a, whose product is annotated as zinc finger AN1-type containing 2A. Gene Ontology annotation, biological process: proteasome-mediated ubiquitin-dependent protein catabolic process; protein targeting to ER. Gene Ontology annotation, cellular component: endoplasmic reticulum; cytoplasm. Bases 223 to 1200 code for a protein of 325 amino acids. The transcript is spliced from 6 exons. Gene Ontology annotation, molecular function: zinc ion binding. The record is from RefSeq and is a predicted model, not a curated record. Lineage: Eukaryota; Metazoa; Chordata; Mammalia; Rodentia; Dipodidae.
UGCUGGGGAGGCUGGGAUAAAUGGCCCGGCCUGUGGACGCCGCGAUGCCGCGCUUCUCUGGCGUUCUGUCGUUCUCGCUGCCGUGUCACCGGGCUCACCACGGAGAGGGACAUCGGUUCCUCCUCCUGUGCCUCCUGCUGCUGGCCCCCGCGGCUGCCCGGGUCAUCUGUGAGAGUCAGGUGAUAUAUAACUGCCACCUGUGGUUUGGACAUAGUUUUCACAAUGGAAUUUCCUGAUUUGGGGAAGCAUUGCUCAGAAAGGACUUGUAAACAACUAGAUUUUCUUCCAGUAACUUGUGAUGCCUGCAAACAAGAUUUCUGUAAAGACCACUUUUCGUACACAGCUCAUGAGUGUCCCUUUGCAUUUAAGAAGGAUGUGCAGGUGCCUGUGUGUCCACUCUGUGAUGUCCCCAUCCCUGUGCGAAGGGGUGAGACCCCGGACGUGGCGGUUGGUGAGCACAUCGACCGGGACUGCGCCCCUCGUCCUGGGAGGGGAGAGAAGGUUUUCACAUACCGAUGCUCAAAAGAGGGCUGCAAGAAGAAGGAGAUGCUGCAGCUGGCCUGUGUGCAGUGCCACGGCAACUUCUGCAUCCAGCACAGGCAUCCUCUGGACCACAGCUGCCGGGCUGCGAGCUGCUCAGCUGGCAAAGCUAGGGGCUCAGUGACCCGAGUUCCUGAGUCAAAGCCGUCAGGAGCUUUGAAUGCACUGUCCUCCAGUUGGCUGGCCCAGCAGCUCAGGUACUGGUCUGAUGGCAUAUGUGGCUUCGGCUCUGCUGACAUUGGCGUCACCACCCUGUGCCUGGUAGUUGCAGUGCUGUCAGUCAGCUGUGGAGGGUGGCACGCUUCCACGAGGGCGGGUGACGUGAGACCCGCACAGUCCAUGUCAGCACCAUGUCGCGUCAGCCGAACCCUGAUAGCUGCUUCUGGAACGUCUCAAGCGGCCCCCAAGGCCCUUUUGCAUGAGGGACCCUUAGAUAGUCAACAUGUGGUCACCUCACCAGUUCUUUCUGUCCUCUUCCAGAUGGAAGGUGAAGCAGUGAUGGGGCGCUUGUCCCAGCUGCUCGUCGCCUCGCUUUGGCGCUGUUGUGAUGAAGAUGACGCGUCCUGUAGCACUUUCCUCCCCCUGGCCAGCAGCCUGGUCUUUGUUAAUGCUCUCUCACAGUUGCGCUCAUCACUUCUCAAAGCAGUCAGAGGCCGUUAAGCAGCACUCUGAGGUGGGCUGUGUUACCAUAACAACAAAAGCCCGCUGGCUUCAGGAGCAGAGGAUCUGAGUGAGCCUCAUGGGUGAUGACUGUGUUCUGGCCUCACCCUUUUCGGCCUUCUGGGAAAUUCUGUUGCUUAAACACAAGAUAGCUGAUGGCAGCUCUGGAAUUGUCCCUUUCUGUACUGACGUGGGUUUUGGAGCCCAGAGAAGAAGGGCCUUUACUGCCUGCCGAGGGUCCAGGUGGCCCUUGACACUGCUGUCCCUUGAGCGCAUGAGUUAGCCCAAUCCUGACUCCAAAGGCCUGAGCCACUAUUGAGAGAGAACCGUACUGCAGAGCGCUGUCUGCACAGCUGGCCUUAGCAAUGGUCUGGUCUGUAUGGCAGCUCUUUCCUACCUGGCUUUAGUUUCAGCUCCAAGAAGAAUGUCAACACAGGCUUUUCCAGGAGAAGCUCUGCGUGAUGUUGAGGAAGUAGAAACCUCCGCUGGCUUCUGGCGCUCUGGAGGCUGUGGGGCUGCUUUACGGCUUCCAGACUCAGAGCCCUAGGUGGUGGUGAGGACAGGCUGGGGUAUGCAGCCCAUGGCCACUCCAGGUCCACACGAGAGCAGGGGUCCCCUUCACAGCUGGGUGGUUUCUGCACUGGUUGCCAUUUCUUACAGGGAGGAAUGUGUUGGAGGGGCCUGGGCAGAUACCAGCAUGAAAUUGGUCCUGACCACUUUUAUAUGACCCUCCAUGCUUGUGUCUCAAGGGUGACAUGAGGCCAUGCUGCCUUUUGUUUUGUUUUGUUUUUUUUUUUCGAGGUAGGGUCUCACUGUAGCCCAGGCUGACCUGGAAUUCACUACGGAAUCUCAGGGUGGCCUCAAAUUCACAGCAACCCUCCUACCUAUGCCUCCCGAGUGCUGGGAUCAAAGGCGUGCGCCACCAUGCCCAGCAAUGCUGCCUUUUUUGACCUUAACCCUGUAUUCCAGCCAUACGGUCUGACAUCCUGUUAAAAACAGUUCACUGUGCCCAUUUUAACUAUUACAGCAACUUUUUUUAUCUUGUUUUGUAGCCUCUAUAUAACAAGGGGGUGGAGUGUAUUUCAGUUCUACAGUAGAUUUGGGCCAUUUCUGUGCUGUCUCAUGUAGUGGCCCUUAUUGUAAGCCAGUGAUUCCCCAGCUGCAGCUCACAUUAGAACAGUGCUGAGCUCUUGGCAGUGCUGGGCCACCCUCUCCUGAAGUUUCUGACUGUAGAUCUCUGGGCACUUGGGAUCUGCACUUAGGACAAGGCCAGGCGAUACUGCGGUCUGGGUCACACCUAAAACCACUUUCUGCACCUUCACUGUCCAGGGUGGCAGCCACUUGCCAUAGUGGUGAUAGACACUUGAAAUGUUGCCAGCACAGAUGAGCUUUUAAUUCUUGUAAGUUUAAAAACUGCUGGUUCAUGCCAGACUUACUUAGUGGUGCACACCCUCAAUCCCAGUACUUGGGAGGCUGAGGUAGGAGGAUUGCUGUGAGUUCAAGGUCAUCCUAGGAUUACAGAGGAAGUUCCAGGUCAGCCUGGCCUAGAACAAGUCCUUACCUCAAAAUAACAACAACAAAUCACAUUGAGGAAGGCAGGGACAUGACUCAGUGGUAGAGUGUUGGCCUAGAAUGUUCAAGAACCCAGGUUCAACAAAACAACAAAACUAAAUACAUGUAAAUAUUGUUAAAUGCAUUGUUUACACAUUGGAAUACUUUAUAAUGGUUAAUAAAACAUUAAAAUUUUCACCUGUA